GCGACACCCUGCGGUUACUCCGCCAUUUUUUUGCGCGUUUCAGAAACGCGUUUUUAUUUGUGGAAAAAAAUAUGUAAAAUGCUCUUGCGGCAAGCAGCGAACAGAUUUAGCAAAGCAGGAUAAACCCCACCGACGAUCCGCGACCAGGAGCAUCUCCAGUUUCCAGCGAGGGCCAGCGGGACAGUGCCAGCGAGAGAGCGUGCCUGAUGCAGACGCAUGUGUUACGCAGCAGCAGAGUUUAAUUAUCGCACCGCAAAACAAUAAUUGGCAUUGAAAGACUGGAUAUUGGAGAGUGAGAGUGAGCGAGCGAGGAGGAGUCAACCACCGGCAGCCAUGAGUUUUUCCAGCGACGAGGUGAACUUCCUGGUUUACCGAUACCUGCAGGAGUCGGGCUUCCUGCAUUCGGCCUAUGUGUUUGGCAUCGAGUCGCACAUCUCGCAGAGCAAUAUUAAUGGAGCGCUAGUGCCGCCCGCAGCCCUCCUCACCAUACUGCAGAAGGGCCUCCUGUACACGGAGGUGGAGUGGAGUGUGGGCGAGGAUGGUGAGGUGGCGCGACCCAUCGAGGGACUGUCUCUGAUUGACGCCGUUAUGCCGGAAGUGAAACCGCCGAAGCCCAUUAUCAAAACGGAGCCGGGCAAACCGGGGGCAGUGGACUCCUCGGCCCCUGCCGGUGCCAGCAACAACAACAGUAACGCCAAGCCCGAUAUAAAAAUUGAGCCUGGAACAGGGGCAACAGGCGCUGGAGCUGGUAACAAGUCCGGUACGGGCAGCACCACGGGCACCAGUACGCCCACGGAUCAGAAUAAUAGUGAAGUUGACUCCAGUGGGAACACGGCAAACAGCACGGGAGCUGCAUCAUACACUGGAAACAAUGGAGCCGGAGGCAAUCAAGCGACACCUGCCGGAGGCAAUAACACAGGUACACCGGCUUCCGGAGCGGAUGCUGCGACCACAGCGGCAGGUCAAAAGAAAGCCCAGAACUCCAAUGAGCCGGGAAGCUCGUCCGGCGGCAGUGCUGGCAACGCGAAUGCUACCAGCACCGAUGACGCGGCAUCUUCCACAUCGACAAACGGCAAUAGCAGCACCUCCAGCAGCGUAGAGCAACCCUCAAGUGGGGUGGCACCUACUGGCGGCGCUGUCUCCACCUCAAAUCCAGACUCUGCAGCAGCGGGCGGAGCAUCGGCAGCGGCAGGAGCCAAGGCAUCCAGCGGAGCGGUUACGAUUCGAGUGGGAGCUCAAGGAAACAACGUCCAAGCGGGUUCAACGUCUGCACAAAAUUCGGCGCCCAGUGGAACAAUCUCGUCGUCCACCGGUGGCGGUGGUGGCGGCGGCAGCGCAGGAGCCCCCGAAGCCCUUGUGCCCAUGGAUAUCGACGUAAGCAUUGAGAUUCCCGACUCUAAGGCUCGAGUGUUGCGAGGCCACGAGAGCGAGGUGUUUAUCUGCGCCUGGAAUCCGAGCAGGGAUCUCUUGGCCAGUGGAUCCGGGGAUAGCACUGCCAGAAUAUGGGAUAUGUCCGAUGCCAACACCAAUUCUAACCAGCUUGUGCUGCGGCAUUGCAUUCAGAAAGGCGGCGCCGAGGUUCCCAGCAAUAAGGACGUCACAUCUCUGGACUGGAACUGCGAUGGCUCUUUGCUAGCGACCGGAAGCUAUGACGGCUAUGCUCGGAUUUGGAAAACGGACGGACGACUGGCCUCCACUUUGGGGCAGCACAAGGGUCCGAUCUUUGCGCUGAAAUGGAACAAAUGUGGCAAUUACAUCCUCUCCGCGGGCGUGGACAAGACAACGAUCAUCUGGGACGCAUCCACGGGCCAGUGCACACAGCAGUUUGCCUUCCACAGUGCUCCGGCUCUGGACGUUGACUGGCAGACGAAUCAGGCGUUCGCCUCUUGCAGUACCGAUCAGCGGAUCCACGUCUGCCGGCUGGGAGUGAAUGAGCCCAUCAAGACCUUCAAGGGACACACGAAUGAGGUGAAUGCGAUUAAGUGGUGUCCACAGGGUCAGCUGCUUGCGUCUUGUUCCGACGACAUGACUCUGAAGAUCUGGAGCAUGAACAGAGAUCGUUGCUGUCACGACCUGCAGGCGCACUCCAAGGAGAUUUAUACGAUAAAAUGGUCACCCACAGGACCCGGUACCAAUAAUCCCAACACGAACCUAAUCCUCGCCUCGGCGUCUUUCGAUUCCACGGUGCGGCUGUGGGACGUGGAAAGGGGCAGCUGUAUUCACACGCUGACCAAGCACACGGAACCGGUCUACUCGGUGGCCUUCAGUCCGGAUGGAAAGCACUUGGCCUCCGGCAGCUUUGACAAGUGCGUGCAUUGGAGCACGCAGACUGGACAGUUGGUGCACAGUUACAAGGGCACCGGCGGUAUCUUCGAGGUCUGCUGGAACUCCAAGGGAACCAAGGUCGGAGCAAGUGCCUCCGAUGGCAGUGUUUUCGUCCUGGAUCUGCGAAAGUUCUGAUCGCAGGCGGAGAAGCUUGGCUUCGUCUACUGAGAAAACGCUUCUAUGGGCCCGAAGGU
Molecule: messenger RNA, 2519 nt
Organism: Drosophila serrata
Lineage: Eukaryota; Metazoa; Arthropoda; Insecta; Diptera; Drosophilidae
Product: transducin beta like ebi
Biological process (GO): regulation of transcription by RNA polymerase II
Cellular component (GO): histone deacetylase complex
Molecular function (GO): transcription corepressor activity; protein binding
Source: RefSeq, a predicted model, not a curated record